This is a messenger RNA of Sphenostylis stenocarpa, 1059 nucleotides long. The record is from the annotation of a GenBank genome assembly. NCBI's taxonomy places the organism in Eukaryota, Viridiplantae, Streptophyta, Magnoliopsida, Fabales, Fabaceae.
AUGCAUAGGCCUGACAAAGGGGGAAGGGAUAAAGUUGAAACAAGGAAUCUCGAGGUGAACCAUUUCCUUGUUGAGUUUGACGAAGGCAGAGUAAUCUUCCACUACGAUGUCGACGUGAAGGCCAGGGGUACCCCCAGUUGGCCUCAGAAAAUUUCAAAGUUAUAUCUGUCGUUGAUUAGGAAGAAGCUAUUUUCCGAUCACAGGCUACCGAGUUCGGCGUACGACGGCGAAAGGAACAUCUUCAGCUCGGAGCCGUUGCCUGCAGAAACCUAUGAUGUGGACGUGUUCAUUGAUGGAGACGAAAGGCUCGUUGGCUACUCGGUCACUUUCAGACUCGUGAAGGUGCUUGAACUCCACAAAUUGAGAGAUUACUUGAGGCUUGGAUUUGGUAGUGAAAGAGAAUCCAAGCAGCGGUGUGAUUCGUUUGGGCGCUGCUUCUUCCCCAUGCAUAAUCCUAGAACUCCGAGAGACGUGAUAAUUCCAACUGAAGGGUUUCAGCAGAGUCUUAAGCCCACUUCUCAGGGCUUGUCCUUGUGCCUGGACUAUUCCGUUUCGUCGUAUGUUGGGAAGGAUAAACCGGUGUUGGAGUUUCUGCUCGAACAGAUUCCGAACUUAAAUUUGAAUCAGACCUCGACGUUCAAGAGCAAAGUUGAGACUCUACUUGUGGGGUUGAAAGUUAAUGUGACCCACCGGAGGACGAAGCAAAAAUACACUAUUACCAGGUUGACACGCAGGGCUACGAAGGAUAUCUCAUUCCCUGCUUUGGACUCUGAGGGACGGUAUACUGGAUGGACACCUUCUCUGGAUGGCUUCUUUUUACAGAAGUACGGCAAGAAGAUUCAACACGUAGACCUUCCUGCCUUGGAUUUUGGAGGCAACAAGAUGAAUUAUGUGCCUAUGGAGUUGUGUGUCUUGGUUAAGGAUCAAAGAUGCCCCAGAAAGAAUUUAUCGGACACAAAUGCUGCCACAGAGUUGACACGUAAGGCAGUGAUUCCUCCACCAAUGAGGCGAGACAAAAUAAGAGCUUUAGUAAAAUCAAAUGAAGGACCGUGUGGGUAA